AUGCCUCCUGAACUUAUUGGCGCAGUUAUCACUGCGGGUGCUAGUAUGGCUAAUUCUGCCAUAAACGCAUCUAGUACUAAACAAAAUAAUGAAAUGUAUCGUCGUUGGCAGUUGGAAGACCGUCAGCACGAUGAAUAUUAUAACAGUCCCGCACAUCAAAAGGCUAUGCUAGAAAGUGCGGGUCUUGCUCCCUCUCAAUAUAUGGAUAGUCCCGUGGCAACUACUUCAAAUACUGUUGCACCUGAAGCACCACAAUUUGCAGACCCUAUUGCGCCCGCAGUAGAUACUUAUUUCCGUGCCACUGACCUUGAAGCAAAUAAUAAACUUCGUGAAGCGGAAAUUGGUAAAAUUAUUGCGGAAACAAAGUCUGAAAACGAUAAGCGUGCUCUUGAAGUUGCAAAAUUACAGAAUGAACUUGUUCUUCAGGGUCAGGAAAUUGCCUUGAAGUCUAUCGGAAUAGAUUCUCAGGAACUUCAGUUGAGUAUUGCCAAACAGACAGCGCACUAUGUUGUGGAAGUUGCUCGCCUUAAUGCAGAACUUGAAUCUGCAACUUUUGAAGAUAAGGUUAGUCAGUCGCAUAAUGCUACACUUCUCAGUAAUCUCAAUAUUCAGGAUAUGUCCUAUGAGAUUGCGGGUAAAAAGUUUUCCGUUGAGCAUCUUCUUCCAAAACAGUCCGAUAUGCUUGACUCUGCUUUACGUGAAUACGAUGAUAAGCACGAAAUCAGUAUGAAGACGUGUCAGGAAAUGGAUGACGCGCACGCAUAUGCUCUUUUGCAGUUGGAUAUUGCCAAAACUGAUGCGUUCCGUUCUUCUAAGGAGUAUGAAGUACUUCAGGAAAAGGAAGAACGUUUUAAGAAAACUAUACGCAAUCAGGUAGAAUCCGACCUUUCAAACAGUCGCUUUGGUCGUUUCAAUUCUUCUGCCGUUGGUCGUGGUGCUAACAACGUGAAGACUGCUCUUCAAAAUGCUGAGAAAGGUCUUCUUACUAUGUGUACUGCACGUAUGUUCGCGGGCAUCGGCAACAAUAAAACAGAUUGGUCAAAGUCUUAUCUAAAUCCAUUUAAUCCC
Messenger RNA from Cylicocyclus nassatus, 1068 nucleotides. The record is from the annotation of a GenBank genome assembly. Lineage: Eukaryota; Metazoa; Nematoda; Chromadorea; Rhabditida; Strongylidae.